This is a messenger RNA of Dermacentor albipictus, 2495 nucleotides long. Its product is annotated as spermatogenesis-associated serine-rich protein 2-like. The record is from RefSeq and is a predicted model, not a curated record. Gene Ontology annotation, cellular component: cytoplasm. Lineage: Eukaryota; Metazoa; Arthropoda; Arachnida; Ixodida; Ixodidae. Gene Ontology annotation, molecular function: ubiquitin binding.
UUGGCGCUACGGUUUCAGUUUCAUUUUCUUCGUCUCCGCAAGGCGGCUGGCCACUGGCGACAGGCGCAUUCUUCCGGUUCCGUCUAUCUGUCAGGAACGCUGUUCACGAUCGAGGAACGUUCUGCAUGUUAUGGCGAGAAAAAUAGGAGUGCGCUCAAUUUAUGACACGCACAACAAUGUUGCUCUGGCUGAUGGUGAACAACAUGGUCCCGAAGACCUCAAAGAGAAGCUCAGCAAAGUCAGGGAGGUGGUGCCAAGCAUGAGCAAGGACCAGAUAUGCAUGGCUCUGAGGACUUACGACUAUGAUGUCAAUGCUACUAUUACUGCAAUAUCAGAAAAUGGACCUGAAGAGGCUUUGCGGGAAUGGAACUGCGCAGGAAGCAAAGUCAAGCUGGCAAACAAGAACAGAAAGAGGAAGAAGAAGCCCAAGAAAGAACCAGCUGCCGGCUCUGUUGGGGAAAGCCAGGAGGCAAAUGCUGGAGGCGAUGGUAAGGACGUGGCCUUGGGGAAGCUAGAGGAGGACAAGGAGAAACUGGAAGGACAGCUUACUUCUGCAUCCCCUGCAGAUGCACCCGUGAGCUCUUACAAGCAGAAUGGUAGUGAACUUGAAAAAUAUCCCGAGGUGUCCUAUGGCUGGGGUGAUGACCCACCUCCUGAGGAGCCCUCACAGGAAGAUGACGAUAAACCAGAGGAAUUCACAGAGUUUGAAAACAAAAACAGCAGCAGACCAAUGCAUUCACAUAGCAGUGGGCGCUCUAAAAGUAGCCCUGAUAUCAAAUGCGCGGACAGUAAUGAAGCAAGUUCUCUUCCUUCCAGCAGCAGCAAUAGCACCCUUCCUAAAAAAACAUCCAUCCAGGAUGGACUCGGCCUUGAGAAAUCAUUAAAGGAUCUUUCUCGCCAGACAGUAGCACUUCAGAGGGUGCAAGUUCUUUUGGAAGAGCAACUCACAAAAGCUGAAAAAGCAAUCAAAGUUGCUUUCUUGGAAGUACAAAAAGCCUUGAAUGACCGUCAGGCUCAGUUAGAAGAGGAAAUGGAAAAAGUGAGAACUGAUGCUCGUUCAAUGCUGCAGCAACGCCAGAAAUUAGCUGCUGAGCUGAAGUCACGCAGUGAAACAGCCUCCACUCUCUCUGAACAGAGCUUGACUGAGUUACGAGAUGAUAUUAAGCAUUUUGUAGUUGAACGUAAAUAUGAUGAAGAGCUGGGUAAAACUGCAAGGUUUGUCUGCACAAAGGAGAAGAUUGAAAAGGAAAUCAAGGAUUUUGGCCAAGUGGUUCACGUGAGGGAUCCGUACACUUCUCGACGACUGUCAAUGUCUUCUGUGGCCAGUUCAAGCUACCAUGAUUCUGGUUACCACCCAUCAGCCACAUCCAGUCCAGUUUACAGGAGUCAGUAUUAUUCUUACGAUACAAUGAAAGAAGAGGAGUACAGAGGAAGAAAGUUCGAGGGCACUGGCGGCUAUAGUCGUCCCUCAGAUGGCCGUUCCGCCAAGGUGUACACCAAUAGCCACCGCAGUACCUACACUGGCUCUUCCCCUGGUGGCUCUCGUUCAGGCAACUACUCGCGUGGUGGCCGUGGCCGCCGGCCAGAUGACACACGCUAUGGAGGUUCAGAUCGUGGCGGUGGCCGGGGUGGAUAUGGGGGUGGAGGCCGGCCUCACCGUUUCAACACAAGUGGCACAGGCCGUGGCCGCUACACAGCUGAGUUGGGUCGCCACACGGCUGAGCUGGGCCGCCACACAACUGAGUUGGGCCGCCACUCAUGGGAUGAGGACAGCACUAGGAAGCCUUCACCGGAUGGAUUGAAUGGCCAACUUUAGGCCCUUAAUCUUUCGUUUUUUCCCUUGGAGCACCAUUGUCCCGGGACGUUUCCCCAUUCUGGGUGUCCCCUUCCCCCUUUAUUUCCUUUUCUUUUUUUCUUUCUGUGGCAGUGCAAUAUCAUGUCCAGGCACCAGGAAAUGUACAUGUGUGCUCCCCCCUCCCCUCUUGCACUUGUUUGUGCCUGGUUCUCUAUGGCUUGUGCCAAAUGACAAAAAGGCAUAACCUUGGGUUUCUUGUAGUGUGUGCCUUAACACAGUUUGAUGUGGGACCUCCUGGGAGUGCUGUAAGGGCAUGAAGUGUGCUGGCAUUCUUGUGGUUCAUCAGCACAUUGACACAGUCAUAGGUUUGCAUGUGUGCCCAGUCUUUUUUUUUUUUUUUUAUAAGUGCACAGUAGUUCCCACCAAUCCUUCCUGUUCCUGCCCAGAGCCCCUACUGCAGAUUCUGAAUAGUGCUAUCCCAUUUGAUGAAAGCUGUUUCCUUCACUUACAAGAGCUGCACAGUAACCCUGCCUCCAUUGGCUCAUGUGCUCUGUUAGGUGGCGACAGGAACCUGAGUUGCCAUGUUUUGUGCAGAGGUUUUUCCUGAUAGGUCAGCGUCUCAAGGAACUCUUUCUGCACUUUGUUGUUUCACCUAUGUUUUUGCAUGCACAGAUAAAAUUGCUGAGUUUGGUUGCUGGCC